AUGAAUCAGAGCGCAUGGAGCCAUCUCCUUAAUCUUUUUUUGAAAAAUAUGGCAGACCGACUGAUAUUUCUAUCAGUUAAUGAAAGAGCCCAAGGUUUCUUUAGCAAGAAUCCUAGGAUUCUAGCCCCGAUUAGGAGAGGGUCGGAGAAACUCCUAGACCAAUGGGCGACGCUUGGUUACAAUUUCGAAUCCAUUAUUAUAUUUCCAAGAUCGAGUCCUAGACAAGCGGAUCUAAUUUUAACAGCUGGAACAGUAACAAUGAAAAUGGCACCCUCUUUAGUGAGAUUAUAUGAGCAAAUGCCUAAACCAAAAUAUGUUAUUACUUGGGAGCCUGUACAAUUACAGGAGGGAUGUUGUCCACCUAAACCAGAAGCAGGUAUAGAUGCUAUAACAAAACUUCGUAAGAAAAUAUCUUGA
Molecule: messenger RNA, 417 nt
Organism: Olea europaea var. sylvestris
Lineage: Eukaryota; Viridiplantae; Streptophyta; Magnoliopsida; Lamiales; Oleaceae
Product: NAD(P)H-quinone oxidoreductase subunit K, chloroplastic-like
Exons: 5
Coding region: 1-417 (138 amino acids)
Biological process (GO): electron transport coupled proton transport; aerobic respiration
Molecular function (GO): iron-sulfur cluster binding; NADH dehydrogenase (ubiquinone) activity
Source: RefSeq, a predicted model, not a curated record